Molecule: messenger RNA, 4806 nt
Organism: Mesocricetus auratus (golden hamster)
Lineage: Eukaryota; Metazoa; Chordata; Mammalia; Rodentia; Cricetidae
Gene: Irf4
Product: interferon regulatory factor 4
Exons: 9
Coding region: 95-1447 (450 amino acids)
Biological process (GO): immune system process; regulation of transcription by RNA polymerase II
Cellular component (GO): nucleus
Molecular function (GO): RNA polymerase II cis-regulatory region sequence-specific DNA binding; protein binding; DNA-binding transcription factor activity, RNA polymerase II-specific
Source: RefSeq, a predicted model, not a curated record
UUCCGAGUUUCACCACUUGAACUUGGGACCCUCUGCUGCCCUCAGCUCAGAGUGCGGGUGAGCGCGCGAGCGCAGAAGGAGGUUGGCACGCGGCAUGAACCUGGAGGCGGGCAGCCGGGGCGCAGAGUUCGGCAUGAGCGCGGUGAGCUGCGGCAACGGGAAACUCCGCCAAUGGCUGAUCGACCAGAUCGACAGUGGCAAGUACCCCGGGCUGGUGUGGGAGAACGAGGAGAAGAGCGUCUUCCGCAUCCCGUGGAAGCAUGCGGGCAAGCAGGACUACAACCGCGAGGAGGACGCCGCCCUUUUCAAGGCCUGGGCACUAUUUAAAGGAAAAUUCCGGGAAGGCAUCGACAAGCCCGAUCCUCCUACUUGGAAGACAAGAUUACGAUGUGCUCUGAACAAGAGCAAUGACUUUGAGGAACUGGUAGAGAGGAGCCAGCUGGAUAUUUCAGACCCGUACAAGGUGUACAGGAUUGUUCCAGAAGGAGCCAAAAAAGGAGCAAAGCAGCUCACUUUGGAAGACACACAGAUGGCCAUGGGUCACCCCUACCCCAUGGCAGCACCUUAUGGCUCACUGCCAGCCCAGCAGGUUCAUAACUACAUGAUGCCACCUCAUGACAGAAGCUGGAGGGACUAUGCCCCUGAUCAGUCACAUCCAGAAAUCCCGUAUCAGUGUCCUGUGACAUUUGGCCCCCGGAGUCACCACUGGCAAGGCCCAUCUUGUGAAAAUGGUUGCCAGGUGACAGGAACCUUUUAUGCUUGUGCCCCACCUGAGUCCCAGGCUCCUGGAAUCCCCAUAGAGCCAAGCAUAAGGUCUGCUGAAGCCUUGGCACUCUCAGACUGCCGGUUACAUAUCUACCUGUACUACCGGGACAUCCUAGUGAAGGAGCUGACCACAUCUAGCCCCGAAGGCUGCCGGAUCUCCCAUGGACAUACCUAUGAUGUCAGCAAUCUGGACCAGGUCCUGUUCCCUUACCCAGAGGACAAUGGGCAGAGGAAGAACAUCGAAAAGUUGUUGAGCCACCUGGAGAGGGGACUGGUCCUCUGGAUGGCACCAGAUGGGCUCUAUGCCAAAAGACUCUGCCAGAGCAGGAUCUACUGGGAUGGGCCCCUGGCACUGUGCAAUGAUCGGCCCAACAAACUAGAAAGAGACCAGACUUGCAAGCUCUUUGACACACAGCAGUUCCUAUCAGAGCUGCAAGUGUUUGCUCACCAUGGCCGGCCAGAACCCAGAUUCCGGGUGACUCUGUGCUUCGGUGAGGAGUUUCCAGACCCUCAGAGGCAGAGGAAGCUCAUCACAGCUCAUGUGGAACCUCUGCUAGCCAAACAGCUGUUUUAUUUUGCUCACCAAAACAGUGGACAUUUCCCAAGGGGCUACGAUAUAUCUGAACACAUCAGCACUCCAGAUUACCACCGAUCCCUCCGCCAUUCUUCCAUUCAAGAGUGAGCCAGACACUGGAAGGAUUUGGUUUCACUGUAAAUACUCUGACAUGGCAGCUAAUGGCAUCCCCCUUUUUUGGAAGACCUAUUAAGUGGUUCACAGUUGAAGACAAAAACAACAGGGAUUUGUGGGAAAAGAAAAUCAGCUCUAUCUGCUCAACAGAGGAGUUUUUCUCAGAAGAGUGACUGUCAUCCAGGUCUUGACAAGUGCUGGUAUUUUGGUGACUGUGCCCUGGCUCAUAACUGUGAAACUUGAUCAGUGAUGUGUUUACAUGUACUUAAAUGCGGGCUUGGGCCUGGUAUAGAUGGGCUUUUGCUUGAAGACUGAAAAACUGUGUCAGUGUGAUUCUCUGACUAGAGGAGGCAGAAUUCAGUAUUAUUGGUCCAUUUCUCAGGGAAGUAAAGUCUAAACUGGAGACUGCUCUGCCCACCCACAGAAAAAUGUAUUCCUGGAUGGAGGAGUGCAGUUCUCCUGGAUCUUGCCCACUGAGUGAAGGGACCUGAAUCUCAGCCCCAGUCUAGGCUACAAUGUCACAGUCAUGCAGAGUCUCUUGAAGUGGACCCUGUAUCCUAUUUGCUCCCUCUCCAUGGUCUUCCCUUACAGUCAACUGGUGGACUCUGUAGUCUCAUCCUUGAGCCAAAAAGUAUCAGGGAUACAUAAAAUGGACAUUUUUGCAUGUCCUUCUACCUAACAAUGACUAGAAAGCAUUUCAUUUUUUUGUUGUCUCCCUUUUGGGUUUUGUCUUUCAUUCUUUAGAAUUGUUGCUGGCUGUAUUUUUUUUUCAGAAAUAAAGGAAGGAAGGAAGGAAGAUAGAGAAAGAGAGAAAUAAUCGAGAGACUGAAUACCAGAGAUAGUUUUUAGAAGUUCUGUGCCAUUUCCCCUUCUUCUGUUUUGUUCAUCGUCAGCAGUCUCCAUGGCAGCACUGCAGGGGAGGCGCUUUUGUGCAGGUUGGGUGCUAUCAGGACACCAGUGGUUCAGCUGACUGUACAGCUGCAGACUCAGUGGGCUGUUUCUGCUUAUUUUGUAUAUUAGAUGCUUCCUUGUGCCAAUAAUAGUUUGACAGAGCCUCAAAAUUUCUGGGCUUUUCCAAAAAUACAUCCUUUCACAGAAUUCCAAAGAGCCCGUUUGUCUUCAUAAAUCUGGCCCCUCACUUUCAUGUUACUGUUUUGUUUAGGUGCCUUCGCCAUGCUUCAGGAUUUUUCUCCUGCCACAGUGUAAUUUCUGUGUCUACCAGGCUCAGCAAGAGUCAACUGUCUACACAUGACACUCGGGUUUUUGUUUGUUUGUUUGCUUGUUUUGUUUUUUUAAACACAGCACUCCUUAAUAUUUCUUAAGUCAUUCAACAUUGGGGUGUUUUUUUUUAUAAAUAAUACACAUUAGAGAAAAUAUCAGCAAUUAGAGCAGGGGAAAACUUAAAAGUAUUUUGUAUUUAAACCUUCCUUCCUAGAAUUCUCUCUGAGAGUUUAGUCUGUUCUUUAAACCCAUUUUAGUUUUCUAUGCAUGUACAUGAAGUUGCCUUUUUAGAGAGAGAGAGAGAGAGAGAGAGAGAGAGAGAGAGAGAGAGAGAGAGAGAGAGACAUGUGGUGACAUACUCUUACAUACCUAACUCCACAGACUUACCUCAUCUUUUGAGUGGCAUGUGGAAUUCCAUUGCAGUGUGCCUGGCUGUGGUUUAGACAUCUCAUUAGCUACUCAUUGUGGAUGCAUCCCAGCAGCCCACUUAGUCUUGUGAACUGAAGUAAUUUAUACAUCUUAUAGAUGCAAAACAUUCUGGGGUAUAUUAUCCCAAGGGAAGAUGAAGGAAAAAUUGGGAAUUGCCUUUUCCCUCUGAGGCCCCAAACUAUAGCUACGGUCCCAGAGAAUAUUUAGCCACACCUACAUCUGGCAUUUCACCAAAGUUCUCUGCCUGGUCCUCUAUGACCAUGACACUUUUCCCCCCAAGCAGACGCUUCAUCCCAACUGUCAUGUGAAUCCUUUUCUUUUUCCUUCAUGUUAUGCUGCUUUAACAGUGAAGCUGAAUUUUCUGGAACAUUCUUGAUGGUUUGGACCACCAACUUCUAUCUCACUUCAUAGCCAAGCAUGCUGAUGGCUUCAGUCUUGACGAAUCUGUAAGAAAGUGAAGCACAGAAUGAUCAGGCCAAUACUUCUGACACAGAAGCAAAUGGCUUCCUCAUCCCUUGUUGAAACAAAGUAGGACGUGCAUACUAGGAAUUUAGUUUGCCCUCACUGGAAGGUGCUGUUGAAGAUGUGGGGCUGGGGAACCCGGCAUCGCAGGGAGAAAGUAUGCAACUCUCCUGGGUGCAUGUUUGGCUUGUUUCUUGUCCAUGAGCAAGUCAUUAAUGUCUAGUUUAAAACCAGAAACCCCAGAUGCCUCUGUGGUCCUGGACAAAGAAGGUGACACACUUUGAGAGCCAGCUAGACUCUGGGAUUGCAGCAAUGAGGGACCCGCUUCAUUGUGAAAAUGACUGCAGAGGCCUGGUGUACUGCCUGGGUGGCUGUCUGCAAGGAGCAAGAAAUGCCGGCAGGCUGAGUUUGGAGGCUGAAUAAGGCAUGUGUGGGGUGUCCUUACUCUGUAGAAGACUUGAGUUGAGCCCCACCAGCAGAGGAUUCUAGGUAUCAUGUCCUACACAGCAAGGGCCUUCACUACUGCCUUAAGAACUUACUUUCCCAUGGAUAAUAUUUUGACAAAAAUUCAAAGAAGGCUUAAAUGCCCUUUCAUUCCUCUCCAGUCUUGUUUUUCCUACUGGUGAAUAUUUUGUUGUUGUUGUUGCUGUUAUUGGUGAAAAUUGCAAAAUCAUUAAGGUCUCUGUUUUUGUUAUUUAUCUCCCUAAAUCACGUGGCUGCUGCAUCCAUUUUGAUGUUGCCAUAGGCUGUCCUACCACACACAUCUUUUUGCAAAUUGCCUCUUCACAGUUGAGGCCUGCGUUGUAAGUGCUAACUCACCCAGUCUGUGCUAAGUGCUGCUCACUGCCCCGUGAAUGCAGGGAAGUUUGAUUUUCCUGGAUCUAUUUUCACCGCUUUGAGAACCGUCUCCAGAGAUACUAAAGCAGAGGAGAAGAGAAAGCUCGAUUAGACACUGCUGUAUGCUUCCCAUUCUUCAAGGUGGACCAGCCUCACAGAGAAGGACAUCCAUGUCCCCCCUGCUCCCAUGCCCUGAACACCCACCUCACAGUAAGAGAGCUGGGGGCCAGGACUCAGAGACCUAUGACUUGGAGUCCAUACUUUGCCAUGUCUGAGCCUAGAAGGCAAGGGUGCCUGCCACCUCUCAUGCACUGUUCGUGUAUGCCAUGGAUUUUGCUGUAAACUUGCUUUACAAAGCAAACUGUGUGUUUUUAAAUAUUUGAUAAAUAAAGGAUUUCUAGGAA